AUGGGAAGGGCUGGUACCACUGAGAAAUUGGCAGAUCUUUUAGGAGAUGGUAUAUUCACAGUGGACGGAGAGAAGUUGCUACAUCAGAGAAAGGCAGCGAGAUAUGAAAUUGGCACCAAAACAUUGGAAACCAUAUAUGGAACAUAUGAAGAAGGCACUGAACUCUCCAAUGCCUUUGAUGAAGCAAAUGCUAUGACGUUGAUGAAAUUCAUCUGGGGUGAAGAUGCAGAGGAAUUUCUACCAGAGAGGUGGCUUGAUGAAAGUGGAACUUUCCAACAAAAAAGUUCUUUCAAGAUCACAGCCUUUCAGGCCGGUCCAAGAAUUUGUGUGGGGAAAGAUUUUGCAUAUAGGCAAAUGAAAACUUUUGCUGCUGUUCUUUGUCAUAGCUACAAAUUCAAGUUGGCUGUCCAAAAUGAAUCAGUGAGAUAUAAGACUAUGCUCACUCUUCACAUUGAUGGUGAUCUUCAUAUCCAUGCUUCUCACAGAUUCGAGCCUAUGUAA
Sphenostylis stenocarpa is the source of this 501-nucleotide messenger RNA. The record is from the annotation of a GenBank genome assembly. NCBI's taxonomy places the organism in Eukaryota, Viridiplantae, Streptophyta, Magnoliopsida, Fabales, Fabaceae.